AUGGGGACCACGACGAGCGGGUGCUGCUUCCCGCUCCGGGGAUCUCAGGCACCCACUGGGCCUGAAGUCCAGCUUUGCGAGAACUGCAAGCGUCUGGUACUUACAGAGAAGGAGGUUAUACAUAUGGCUAGGACCGGCAUGUGGGAGAUAGAAGGCUAUGAGAUGACGGAUUCAAGUCCCGACUUCCCCAAACUAAAAGAGUCGGCAGAGAACGGUUGUGACUUCUGUUUGUUUCUCAGGAAUACGCUGCUGUCGCCCGAGGUCGACUUUGACGCGGACGAAAUCCCUCGGAUUCGAAAAACUUACCGAGACGCUGGCCACCAGUUGCUCUUCCACCGAGCCGGCUACCGCAUGUCUAUUUAUGACGAGGGAAAGUUAUGGUUGUCGUUUGAAAUAUGGAUCGUUCAUGACGCAACAGGCGACAUGGAACUUCUACCGAGUCUCUCCCUUCAAGAUCCUCCAAAACCGCGUGUCGCGCCGUCGCAGAAUGCGCUUCAGUCAACGACGAAUCUGUUCUUGCGCCAGGCUAUCGAGAGGUGUGAUGCUUAUCACGACAAGUGCAAGGUCGGGAGAGACCCUGCUUUCCUCCCCACGAGGCUAGUAGACGUCCGAGACGAGAACGCGGUGCGACUUGUUGAGGGCUUCACUAUAGUCGGUGGUGACGAUGCCUCCUCGAGCAGUGCACCGAAAUACGCAGCUCUGAGUUAUUGCUGGGGCCCCAGAGCCCACGCCGAUCAACAGCUGAAGACCACCGACGAGAAUAUAGGUCAGCAUCUGUUUGAGAUCCCCAUGAAGGGCAUGCCUGCUGUGCUCAAGGACGCCAUUCGCGCAACUCGGGAGCUUGGCAUCCCCUUCAUCUGGAUCGAUUGCCUCUGCAUCAUCCAAGGAAAUCUACAGGACUGGGAAAAGGAAGCCGGCUCGAUGCACAAAGUCUACGGAAGCGCAUAUAUCACACUCUGUCCGACAAUGUCCAAGUCCUGCCUGAACGGGUUCCUCUUUCGAGACCCCCCGAGCAUUGUAUUCCCGUAUCACUCCUUGAACGGCCAGCCGGCCGGGAUGUACAGAAUCCGUUUCACCCGCUCCUGGAUUUGGAAAAUGUACUUGACUGUCCCGCACCAUCCUUUUGCCGUGGAUCUCAUCUCGGGGUCCUGGGUCCGAAGGGGAUGGACGUUCCAAGAGGCAGCCUUGUCUUCGAGAAUGGUCCUCUUUGGCGCCUCAGCAACCCACUUUCAUUGCCGGACCUCGCGGGUGACCGAGGGAGAAGACACUGAGACCUCUGUCAGUCUUGACGACUUGGGCUUGUUCCCUCUUCUGCCAAGCACGCUGUCGGGUGACAAGCUCGACGAGGCGUGGAAGCAUAUUGUCGCCUCCUACUCGCAGCGUAACUUUACCAAGCACACAGAUGCCAUCGCGGCGCUGGCGGGACUGGCUCAUCGUUUCCACUCUUUGCGGGAGAAGGAUGAGUACUGCUCCGGUAUGUGGCUCAGCCAGCUUCACGAGCAACUUCUCUGGCGCCGCGCCAUGUACGAGGGCAUCUCGUGGGGGUGGUUUUUUAACCUUCUUGAUCCUGAAUUGCCAGAACGAGUCCUCCUACAUGCGCCGUCGUGGAGUUGGAUACAAAGGAUCAAUAUCGACUAUCAGUAUAUCAGGGAUUCAGUUUUACCUACCGAACCUGAAGAUGAUGGCAGCGACGGCCACGGCGACAUGUCGAUCACACCGUCCCCGGGUUUGACUGACGAGACACUCCGGUUGGAAUGGAGGUUGCCGGGCAAGAGCGGCGAUGAGAGCUCAGUGGUGGAUCGCUUCAUGCAGUUCAGAGGCCAAGAGCUUGAGAUCACCGGCUUUGUUGCGCGGUUUCCGCUCGCCAACGCCGACAAACCCCUGGAAGUAGACGAACUCAGAGAGGCAGACACCAAUCUCUUCUGGAAGUGGACCAUUUCGGGCCAAUACUUCUGCCACACGAACUGGGACUUUCUGAGUUACACCUCAUGGGACAGGAUAGACAAGGGCGAAUUUCAGCAUCUCCGUAUGUUGCUGCUGAGCAGCGGUAGAGGCAAGAGCUCAGGCGAGGUCUCCCCUGGAAAUGCUGCAUCAAGUGAUGGUAACAUCAGCGAAAAUGGCGAUGUGGAGGAGGACGACCGAACGGCAUUCGGCUUAUUUCUGUUCCCAACUAUAAAGGAGAGCGAGAACGGCAAGUUUUACAGGGUUGGGACUUGGCAUUCGUUCUGUAACGGAAAAGGAGGGUUUGUGAGGUUCCUACAGUAUGCGACGGUUGAGUCUUUGGUUCUAGUCUGA
This is a messenger RNA of Trichoderma reesei QM6a, 2295 nucleotides long. RefSeq lists its product as uncharacterized. Lineage: Eukaryota; Fungi; Ascomycota; Sordariomycetes; Hypocreales; Hypocreaceae. The record is from RefSeq and is a predicted model, not a curated record. Bases 1 to 2295 code for a protein of 764 amino acids. The transcript is spliced from 2 exons.